AACCAUUAUAUAUAUUAGGGAAUUCCCCGGGCAAAGGUUAUCGACGCAAGUCGUUUCGGCAGUUUGUUCUCAGAGGCCCCAGCAUACUUUCUCGUGACGACAUCAAAUUGUAAGUCUGUUUGAACAAGGCCUAUCUAUUGGCCUAAACAGAAUCCGACCCGAAACCCAUCUGAGCUCAAAUCUGAUCCGCCUCAUCCGGCCCUAUCCUUCAUCCAGUUGGAUGUAUGUGUGACUCUCUGGCUCUCAACCCGACCCGACAGGAUAAGUAUGAGUUCAGAUGACUGCAGCCUCGUUCUCAUGAGCUUCAGGACGUUCCUUCACUGGCCCUGGUUCUUGAAAGCUACCGAAACCAGUCAAAAUGGAGCGCCCUUCACACGUGACAUCAUGCCUAGUGGUAGUAUACAUGUACCUACAGGUUUGUUCAUUCACGCGAACAGACAACGAGGAAAUUAUUUUCUUAGAACGAGGCCACCGUGGGAUCGUACCUUGUCCCCCCAUCACAUCUCGCAAGUACACACCUGGAGACAUUGACGCCAUGUAUUGGUACUACGGAACAACAAGCAGCACGGCCCUGCUGAUCUCGUACUUCAGGGGACGAGUUGCUCCUCAGAACGGCAUACCACACGGCAUCUAUGAUAUCGACAGUGAGUUCUCUCUAGUCAUCGAGAACGUCACUGCCAAAGAUGAGGGAAUUUAUCACUUUAUGUUGAAGCCUCGAUUGCAAAUGGUUGAGGAAGGACAAGUAGAAGUUUGUGACAAGGUUUCCUCAAGGCAGCGGUAUCCUACAGUCAUCGAGUGUGAUCCAGGCUCAUCAGAUGCAGACCACUGCGAGAUUCGUGUGGACCAGGCUACUCCAGAGCACAAUCUGACGUGUGUCGUGGACCAAGUUAAACCUGCCGUGGAACUGUUCUGGAUCCGUCCAUUUUUAGGCGGCUUCACGGUACUAAACGCUUCUACCUCGGUCAAGCCUGUUAGUCUGCCGGCCAACACAGGUUCAUCGUUGAGAAACCACACCUACUCGACUUCAGCAUCCAUCCAAGUGAAUGAUGUCGACGAUGAUGCAGUCUAUCAGUGUGAGGCAAUGGGUGUUGCUGUAGGUAGCGGCAGCAGCCACAUGACGGUGCACUUUACCAAGACUGUCCCCACCACGGCUAGUUAUGAAACACAGCCAUUCAGCAAUCCAGGGGAUACGAUUAGUUGGCCUGAUAGAGUGGACAUACAUACCUCCGAGUCUACUUUGAAGCCCCCUUCUUUAAUCGUGCCUCUAUUUGGGAUGUGUGUGACUUUGCUCCUGCUUGUCGUGUGGAUUGCGUUUGCUACCACGAGAAUUAUGUGUCGACGAGGCAGUGUAUACCUGAAUGAGGAAGUGUUUGCUAUGUACUUUAAAAGCGCUUGACCCUGGUCAUCAUAUGGGAGAUUUGCCCAGCAGUGCCUGCUUAAAUAGAAUGCUAUAAGCUUGAAACAUGUUUUAAAAAUUAAAGAUCGGCAUGCUUGGCAUAUAAUACACAUGCUAGUUGGUGUGUGUUUUAUAUUGCAUACAUCUGUCUAAAAUGCCAAAUAAAAGAACUUACCAGGAUUAAAUAUCUGAACCAUUUUAUUGAAACCAUUAACUCUCGAACAAAGGUGUCUCGUAAAACACGUACGGACUGGCACAAGUUGGUUACUCGUACACUUUACCUCCCUCGGGUCUAUUAGUGACUGGGCUGUGUUUCCUUUGGCCCACAUACGUACACGAUAUCAUUGGCGGUCAAUAUGUGUAUACUACAUAGAUCUACAUGCAUGUACAUGUGUGAGAUUAGAAUGUCCCAAUCCAUUUCUGGGGGUCUAGUACUGUAUGUUUCUGUGCUGCGUGCUUUACAUAACUUUACCCCUCCCCCGAAAAAAUUGAAUGAAAAAUUUCGAAUCAGAAAGAAAUUAUUUUCGGACAAACUCAAUGAACAAACAAAAUAAACCUUCCGCCAUCUUAUCUAUUUAUUUAUUAUUUUAUUUAUUUAUUUAUUUAUUUCUUGUGGGUACAAGCUCCUUACUGCCCCAGAUGCAUGCGCCUUGCCGUGGCGGGGUGGCUUGUGUGCUCCAAGGAUCUCAUGAGCUAUGCCGACGGGAGCCGCGUACAUGCACUGUACUCCUGGCAGGUUUAACCAAGCCGGAAAGGUCGUUGAGGGAGGAGCCAGACUAAGCAUGCAUGCACCAAAGUCCUACAUCACUGGUCGCAUCAGUGUAUACCCAAGACGAUGUCGCCCUAGAUCUGCUUCCGAAAACUCCUUCUUUCUUUGCGUUUCUCAGGCUGCUUGUGUGGUCUCCCCAUGGAAACCUGCAAAGUGCCUUCAUUUUGAUGGUUAAUAAAACUCCCUAGACAGAAAGGUAAUUUAAUCAGCCUUGGGGCAGAGGCAGUGGAAGUGGUCGAACAAGAUAAAGAUGACCAAGAAGAUGACCAUCGCGAACUUACAAGAGAAACGAAACCCGGUCAUCGGCUACUCCCAAACGUGAAUUGAGAGAAAUCCGAUUUGAUUUGUGCUUCGAUGAAAAGCGAGAUCCUUUAUCAAGAAGAUGUUGCUAACCUUAAACUUUGUCCAAACACCACGUCACUGCAACCUAAAAGCCUGAACAUAAGGAAACAACGCUUUUAGAUCACUGCUUCCCAUAACGUGGCACGCAGAUUUUAAGAGGCCGGCCGAUCUCAAAUCUGUAGGCCUAUGUGGUCCUCACAUAGAACGUGUUAGCAGUGAGAUUACUGGGAGGUGGUUUGGCGGGAAGAGAUUUCAAAAGAAAAGUCUUUGAAGAUUAUCUAGAGUAAUAACUUGAAAUAUUUCGGAAUAUUUCGUGCAUUUAGAGUGUAAUCCAUCAACUUUUGAACCCGCUGAAACUUUGAAAAGUGACAGCUGGCCUCGAAGUGCCAGUCGAGUGCCACAUUGGCGUCAUUUCGAAGGGAUACGCCCCCCAGUAGAUGCCCGUGCGCUCCCCGGCCCGGGUGCACCCCUACCCCCCAUUUGAAAUCUGUGAAUCAUCUCCGUUGAAAUGCAGCUGUAACUUACUUUUCUGUAGUGCCUCUGUUUCCCUUGAAAGAGUGUGUGCACUCCAUGGUUUCUCCCGGACAUACGCCGUUGCUGCAUUACGCUUGGAAGGCACGUAGAAUUCAAGGAUAUCGUCUCCUGCAUAGAAAAAAAAGAAAGGUUUAUUUACUAAAAAAACAUUCACAGUUUCCUUUGUGUAAAAGCAUAGUGAGUGUAAUGUUUAUGGCACGUUUAAAAAUAAAUGUAGGAUAUUGUAAACUAUAAUCGAGUAAUUAAGUUUGUUUAGAUAAUGGCAUGGUUAAUCGCUAUAGAGUCUUUGAAACAUGCGCUACAAGUGCCUAACAAUCUAUCUGUAAAGAAGUUUUCCAAACUAACAUACCAACUGCAUGCUGAAAUCCCCAAAUUUUCAAACUAAGAAAACUCCUCAGAAAAAAAGAACUUGGACAUACAUGAAAAUAUACAUAAAUGGAGUGAAUAAAAAAACGAAAAAUCUUUUACCUGGUUUGGUACAGACUGUGCUGCAGCUGACUAAUAAAUAAAAUUGUUUUAUCUUGUCAACACA
Molecule: messenger RNA, 3573 nt
Organism: Acanthaster planci (crown-of-thorns starfish)
Lineage: Eukaryota; Metazoa; Echinodermata; Asteroidea; Valvatida; Acanthasteridae
Source: RefSeq, a predicted model, not a curated record